AUGCAGGCCAUUUUCGCGGAACCGGUAUCAUGUUCAUGUCAAGCACUACCUCCUGUCACCAGUUUGAAGCCAAAUCAUUCUAGAAAUCCGGACAACAUUACGCAAACGAUGAGAUUGACACCGCUUAUAACCGGUGUUGCCGGGGUUACAGCCAUCACCACCACCUUCUGCAUCAUCUUUGUCGCCUACCUGAUCAACGACAUCAACAACUUCUAUGACGAAGCUAUCGAACAGUUUGCUGAUUUCAAGAUCCUUUCAGGACCUUGCGAACUCGGCAUGGCACGAAAUGAGACCGUCACCAACCGAAGCUCUCCGUCAAGUACGCUUCCAUCGCUCCGUAGACGUCGUCAAUUCCCAGAUUUCUGCGAUUGUGCACCGCAAGCCGUGGGUUGCCCUGAUGGACCACCAGGACCCCCGGGUCCAGUAGGACUGCCUGGAGAAGCAGGAUCGCCAGGAAAGCCGGGUAUAAGAGGAAAUGACGGCGUUGGAAUUUCAGGUGCAGCUGAACCUGAAGGAUGUAUCAAGUGCCCUGUGGGUCCACCAGGAGAAGCGGGUCCAGAUGGGCCACCAGGACCACCAGGACCCGACGGACCACCCGGUAGCAACGGAGGUGUGGCAGAAACUGGAACGCCUGGACCACCUGGACCACAAGGAGAAGCUGGACCGCCUGGACCACCAGGAAAACCUGGUGUAAAGGGAAUGCCUGGAGCUGACGCGAUGGAAGCAAUUGGAUUACCUGGACCUCGAGGAGCACCUGGACCAGCGGGUCCUCCAGGUGAAGCUGGGGAGCCUGGUGCAGAGGCAGAAACUCCUCCUCCUGGACCACGUGGACCUCCUGGUCCUCCUGGUAAGGCCAUCAAGGCUAUCAAGGCGAUCAGGGAGACGUGCAAGACACAACGGUUCUGCUGUGGGACGUCGAAUGCAUCGAAGGAUGUCCAGUCCAAGAAGGGUCUUAAUAGUACGAGGAGUAAAGAGGCACUAGUUGCUACGAUACUGUAA
Messenger RNA from Cooperia oncophora, 999 nucleotides. NCBI's taxonomy places the organism in Eukaryota, Metazoa, Nematoda, Chromadorea, Rhabditida, Trichostrongylidae. The record is from the annotation of a GenBank genome assembly.